Messenger RNA from Dothidotthia symphoricarpi CBS 119687, 1177 nucleotides. RefSeq lists its product as uncharacterized. Lineage: Eukaryota; Fungi; Ascomycota; Dothideomycetes; Pleosporales; Dothidotthiaceae. The record is from RefSeq and is a predicted model, not a curated record. Bases 342 to 965 code for a protein of 207 amino acids. The transcript has a single exon.
CACCACCACGCGGUCACUCCACAUGCCGUGAAACUCUGGUGUCGUUCGGUUCGUUCAACCUUUGAUCGCUCUUACCUAAGCGGCUCGUGGUCCCUUGACUGUUUUGGAGUUCCGUUUCUUCCACUGUCCAAUACAGCUUUUCAACCCCUGCUCGACGCUCAGGCACAAGUUUCUGCCUGUACCCGUCCUCGUGUCGCACGACAUGAUGAGUGAUAUUGAUACCGCGUUGUCUGUGACUGAUGUGGAUAGCUAACUCAACACACUGAUCCCACGGUGCCGAGUUACGAGAAGGCACCAACUUCCAUGGCAUUGGGAUCUUGCAGGCCGGAGUGAAGUUCCACAUGUCCAAAUUUGGCAACAUCUUAUCGAUUGGCCCACAUAAACAGACAACCGGAACAUCUGCUCGAGCUAGGUGUCAAGCGUCCUGCACACGAAGCCCACGGUCCUUGAUGAGCAAAUCUUUUUCCGAUUCUGAGGUCACAGGUCGUCAAGACUGUUGCAUCGGGCCGCUGUCACCGACCAGUAACGAGCUUAUAAUGGCCACCCUGUACUGGGCCUUCAGCCGCGAGAAGUGGACGAUGCAGUCAGCAAAUCAAUAUCAACUCACCACUCGUAUUGACGCUCCUCGCCACGAUCCAAUGCUUUGCUGCAUGAGACGAGGCGCUGCGCCUGGUCUUUACCGAUCCACGUUGUUCCGCUCCCAGAACAUGACAGGUCGUGCACUGCACAGCCUCUGUCUCGAGACAUACAAACGGACUAACAUGAUCCUGCAUGACGACGUUACGAGCAAGACCUCAGCGAGAGGAGGAUCUGCGUGCAGGUUCUGUUUGCAGAGAUUUAUGCAGCAGGGUAGAGUUCCCUGCAUGCUUCCUGGUCUCGCCUACGCGCCGCCCAAUCGAAGAAACAGACGUCGAAGGGCGGAUAUAACACACCAGCUGAAAGAUCUCUUUGAGUUGAGUGCUUGAACGACCUUGGUGACGACUUUGCGCAUUGUUCGAGUCUCUAACAUUAUCGUGUUCUCAUUAGAUUGCUAACUCGCCCGACGAUAUUGGACGGCUUCAAAAGUGUAGGGGUCUUUCCACGCCUUCGUACGGGAUACGCCCCGGUGUGUGAGAUACACGUCGAAUGUCAUCACUUGCGAGGAGGACCCAGGGACGGGCGCGCUACCGGUAAUAUG